This is a messenger RNA of Ceraceosorus bombacis, 878 nucleotides long. Lineage: Eukaryota; Fungi; Basidiomycota; Exobasidiomycetes; Ceraceosorales; Ceraceosoraceae. The record is from the annotation of a GenBank genome assembly.
AUGCUUCCCGCACAGCGCAACAAGGUCGACAUUUCUGUGAGUGAAGAACGACUCGACACGUGGAGCACCGAGUGGCUACAUGAAUCAUGUAGUACGGUCUAAGAUUGCGUCUUGAGGAAUAUUUAAGCCUGAGACAUGGGCUUGGACAACCAAGACGCAUGCCGCGACGAAUACCGGAAAGGCUGGCUAGACUCGUUUGCCCCGGGACCUAUGCGACUGAGUACAUCCUCCCAUGGGCGAACGGCUUCCAGAGUGCUAGAGACCUUUGCAGGGCUAUCGGGCGUUGUACGUAUGUAAGCCAGACCACCCUGCUCACCUUAAAGGCCUUUCCUCUGCAUCGCGCAGUCGCUAACGGAGGAGGAGCAGAAACUCUUUCGUCUCUACGGCAAGCUACCCACUCGAAAGGAUGUGGUGGGCAACAAGCUGAAGGUGAGCUGAGCGUGUCGUUGCUGCUGAUGUAUCAAGCGGCAAUGCUGAUGCGAAUCACUUGUAUAUGUUGCGACUUGCAGGAGCGCAAAUACUUUGACUCUGGCGACUACGCACUGAGCAAGGCUGGCAAGGCCACGCCUCAAUCUGUUGGCACGGCCAUCCCGAAUCCAGAGACGAUCCCUCACGCUUCCACAGUUUCCUCCCCACCAACACAAGGCGCACCCACCUCACUUGGACCUCAAACAUCCGGCCCCGGCUCGGCUCCUGUCGCUGUGCCAGAUCCUAGAGGAUUUGGUCGCAACCAGCCUCAAGUUAGUGCCUUUCCCACCGCUACCGGCUUUAGCUCGAGCGGAUCGCCAAACAAGGAUGGUUCACCUACCAACACGAGCAACCUCGGCAGCAGCCUGGCUCGCAACGAAGUUGCCGCUGAGGACUUGAUGGACGAGUAA